Molecule: messenger RNA, 1734 nt
Organism: Penicillium brasilianum
Lineage: Eukaryota; Fungi; Ascomycota; Eurotiomycetes; Eurotiales; Aspergillaceae
Source: the annotation of a GenBank genome assembly
AGGGGAAAUUCACACACACGAUCGCCAGAGGCUCCAGUUAUAGAUCUUUUCCUAUACUCAGCCUCCACAGUCCUAGAACAACCCCAGUAAAACGUGCCAUGGAGGUCGUCCGUUACUUCACGCGUAACCAGAAACAACUGCCUGCUACGGGACCGAACGAUUCAAUUGUCCAGCUCCCUGACAUCCCACCGUGUUACGAGUGCAAUGUCGAGGUAGCGCUCAGAUUCGACUCCUCUCUUGACUCCGAGAAACUACAGCAGUCACUCAAACAACUGCUUGAAAUCGGAAACUGGAGACAGUUGGGCGGCCGUGUGCGACGCAGAGAUACCAAUCCAAGCGCUUGCAACUAUGACCUUCAUGUCCCUGCUGAAUUCACAACCGAACGCCCUGCGUUUAACUAUCAGAUUUGGGAAUUGUCGGGCGCGAUUGACGAGCACCCCACUGCCAGCAAAAUGCCUCGACCGACGGACCCGAAGAAAGUAUCGUUCUACAACGUCGGAGACGCUCGUUCACCCUUGAGAACCAGAACCCGUUAUCCAAGAAAAGCGCAGGAGUGGGCCGAUUCAGAUUUACCCCCACUGUCAUUUGAGCAACUCAGCUUCCGCGAUGGGACCAUCAUUCUGCUGGUGUUCCCACAUAUACUAAUGGAUGCGACUGGAUACGGCCUCUUCUUGAAGGCCUGGACUUCUGUCCUCCAGGGCCGUAUCGAUCACGUUCCCCAGUGUUGCGGAUUCUCCGAAUCUACCACCGACAUGUUGGGUCAUAAGACGCCUGCUGGGGCAUUUACGUGGCAUAACCAUCUGUUGAAGGGUCUCGAUAGCUUGAAAUUUACCGCAGGUCUUCUAUGGGAGAACAGAUGGGGAAAGGAAGAUCGCGUCAUCCGUGUCCCGGCCAAAUUCAUCAUGCAUACACGAGACAAAGUCCUUGCCGACUUAUCUACAUCCCAGCCAUCACCGUUCGUGAGUCAAAGCGAUGUACUAAUCGCUUGGUUUACGCGGGUCGUUCUGGCAGCCCUCAAGCCCCUCCAACGAAGAACCUUGGUGUUGACGAACGCCUUUGAUACCCGCCACAUGCUGCCGCCAGAGCGUGCGUAUCUCCAAAACUCCGUUUGCAUGGCCCAUACAAUGCUGCCUGUUGGCGAGGUGCUCUACAAUCCCGUGAGCUUUCUGGCAAACGAAAUUCGGCGCAGUCUUGUACGCGAGCGGACCGAAGAGCAGAUUCAAGCCCGCUGUGCCUGGGCCAAAGAUGUUGGAAUCAUGCCGCUUCUUGGAACAUCGGAUAUGCUUCUCUGCAACGUCUCGAACUGGAGUAAAGGGAACCUUGUCGAUUUGGACCUUUGCCAUGCAGCUGUUACUGAGCAUCGAGGACCAUGUGUUCCCUCGAGCAUCUUGAAUUGCAGUCAAAUGGGGGGCGUGACGCCGAACUAUGGUAUAAUUCUAGGCAAGGAUUCUCAAGACUGUUGGUGGAUGCAGUGGCAUUUGCCCAAGUUCUGCUGGGCUGGGAUUGAGCGGGAGCUGGACACCAUCAAUCAGAUCCGUUGGGAAUAGAUCAGAUUAGACGCUGUACUUGUCGGCAAUUUCGGUUAGACUCAAGAUCAACAGAUUUCUCGUAAUGCGUGGGAUUUCCUUUAGAGUCUUUCAUCCGCAAAUCUGGAGUUUCUACUCCUGAAAGUGGACGCACAAGUAUGCAUCUUGCCCGCGGUGUUCUCGGGGUCAUAUGUACAUUGGUGUUUUG